This is a messenger RNA of Brettanomyces bruxellensis, 504 nucleotides long. RefSeq lists its product as uncharacterized. The record is from RefSeq and is a predicted model, not a curated record. The transcript has a single exon. NCBI's taxonomy places the organism in Eukaryota, Fungi, Ascomycota, Pichiomycetes, Pichiales, Pichiaceae. The coding region runs from base 1 to 504 and encodes 167 amino acids.
AUGAAGUUCGGAACUACUCUUCUAACUGCACUAUUGGCCUCCACUGCCUUUGCUGCCCCAGCUGCUAAAGCUAACGCUCUUGCUAAUGCCGAUGCAGAUGCAGAUGCAGCUUGGAGAUUAAAGCCAUUCGUUAGAUUCCAAGGUAUUUGGAAGAGAGAUGCCGAAGCCCAAGCACAGGCUAUUGCUGAUGCUUCCCCAGAUGCAAAUGCAGCAUGGAGACUCAAGCCAUUUGUUAGAUUCCAGGGUAUCUGGAAGAGAAAUGCAGAAGCAGAUGCGGAAGCCGAUGCAGAAGCAGAUGCAGAAGCUAAACCAGCUUGGAGAUUGAAACCAUUCGUCAGAUUCCAGGGUAUCUGGAAGAGAGAUGAGAACUCUACUGAGAUUGCAACCAACUCUACAGAUCUUGAUGACAGCAUUUUGGGAAUUCUUGUUGCUGUUGAUGAUGAGACUGGGGAGCCUGUUGAUGCUGCUUUUAUUCAAUCUGGUGAAGAUGAGGAUGAGGAGUAA